AUGAAUACUUGUGGAAACUGCACGGACAACAGGGAGCGCCAGGUCGCUUCUUCGAGUUUCCCUGGUGGAGGCUCGAGUGCUCGUCCGCUGGAUAAUGGAUAUGGACAAUCUCGUUCAAAGUUCCGGGCAGCGCAUCUUCCAAUCUCCGAGUCACCUAUCCCGCAGAAUGAUCCAUUCAGCGUUCCGAUAUCUUCGUCCUGGCCUUCGCCUCUUGGAAGGUACAGCCCGAUUUCGCCCAAGAUGCCUCUUCGAUCUGGGCGAAGACGAGUUCGCCCCACGACUCGACGAAGGCAUGGAUGUGGCUCGGUAGUUGAAUGCCCGCUACGCUUUCCUGUGGAUACAAAGAUCCCAGGUGCUGAGUAUACGCUGCGCUACACAGCCGCUACUUGCGACCCAGACGAUUUCAACUCGGCAAACGGUUACACGCUGCGUGGCAGUAAAGGCAACCAGUCUACAGAGGCCCUGAUCGCGAUAACGGCAUUCAACGAGAACGCGGUGAUGUACGGCAGGACUCUCAGCGGUGUAUUUGCCAACAUUCAAGACAUCUGUACUUCUCAGCGGUCCAAGUAUUGGCGGUCAUGCGUUGAAGAUGGCAAUCCAGCAUGGCAGCGGAUCACUGCCGCGUUAGUUGUCGAUGGUCUAGACGAGAUGGAUAAUGACGCGUUAGACCUAUUGGCUAAAAUCGGCGUGUGCCAGACGGGCAUCAUGAAGAAGCAAGUUCAAGGAAGAGAGACAACUGCCCACAUUUUUGAGGCGAAGAAUCAGAAGAAGAUCAACUCUCAUCGUUGGAUAUUCGACGCUGUUGGGAAAAUUCUGAAGCCCGAAGUGUGCAUUUUGGUCGAUGCUGGCACCAAACCUGGUCCGAACGCUAUCUAUCGGCUAUGGCAAGCCUUUCACGACAACCCAAAUCUCGGUGGUUCCUGCGGCGAAAUUCAUCCCAUGGGCGGUAGGCCUUUGCUUAACCCUUUGGUCGCGGCCCAGAACUUCGAGUAUAAGAUGUCGAACAUUCUUGACAAGCCUCUAGAGAGUACCUUUGGCUACGUUACCGUCUUGCCAGGAGCCUUCAGUGCAUAUCGCUACAGAGCGAUCCUCGGCCGACCACUUGAGCUAUACUUCAAGGGCGAUCACUCACUGGCGAGGCGGUUAGGAAAAGACAAUCUGCAAGGCUUGAGCAUGCUUCAAAAGAACAUGUUCCUCGCUGAGGAUCGGAUCCUCUGUUUCGAGCUCAUAGCGAAGGAGGGCGAGAAGUGGACCAUCUCCUAUGUCAAAGACAGCAAAGCAGAGACGGACGUCCCAGAGUGCACGGCUGAGCUCCUCAGUCAGCGUAGAAGGUGGCUUAACGGCGCCCUUGCCGCCAAUGUUUAUGCCCUUGCAAAUUUCCAUCGACUAUAUCGCUCAAAGCAUGGAUGGAGACAACUAGUGUUGUACCAAGUUCAGGCUAUUUAUAACGCCCUCUCUCUGGUCUUUUCCUGGUUUACGCUGGCAAACGUCUGGCUUGGUUCCAGCAUGCUGUUGGAUAAUCUUUCAGGAUAUGCGCCGUAUCCAUACGUUACUUAUGUUGAUGGAGUCAGCAAGGUCAUCAAAUACGCCUACCUCGUAUGUCUGGCCCUCCAGUUCCUUCUCGCCUUUGGAAACCGACCCAAGUCAGAACGUCUGACGUUCAACAUCCCGCUAUGGUUCUUCGCCUUUUUGACGAUCUACCUCAUGGCUGCUCCUGGAGUUUGGUCACGACUGGCAGCCUCAUCUCCUCGUGUACAUCCUCCCUGCACGGAAGUACUUCAUUCCGCAUCGACCCCUACUGCGUCUGGCCUCGCAGCUCUUCUUGUUCCACUGAGCUCUGCAGUCGGUAUCUAUGUCGUAGCUUCCCUGCUCUAUCUCGAUCCUUGGCACUUGCUCCAUUCGUCACUGCAAUACCUAUGUAUGGGACCCAGUUUCAUCAACGUGUUGACCGUUUAUGCCUUCUGCAAUCUCCACGACGUCUCGUGGGGGACUAAAGGGUGCGAUAAGCUGGAAGUCUUGACGCCAUUGGUCACGUCGUUUACCCGGUUUCUUGGCCACAUCCAUCCUGGGGACAAGAUGAGAUGCGAUCGUGGACGCCAGGAAUCGCAGAUGAAAGCAGAGAUCGAAGACCUCCACAAGAGUUUCCGAACGCGCGUGGUCAUUUUAUGGCUCUUGUCCAAUGCGAUAUUGGCCAUCGCUGUAGAGAACUUGGGGGGAUGGCUCAACCUCAACGAUCCGUCAAUUACCAUCGAGCAAGUUCAGCUCUUCCACAGAGGGCAAACCAACGGACGUAGAGCGUAUCUUUCCGUCCUCCUCUGCGUUGCGUACUGGUUUGUCCUUUUGCGCUUUGUGGGAAGUAUCGUUUAUUGGGUCAGGAAUAUUGUCUUCAGCUGGAGGAGGAAACGAUCGUAA
Molecule: messenger RNA, 2412 nt
Organism: Cyclocybe aegerita
Lineage: Eukaryota; Fungi; Basidiomycota; Agaricomycetes; Agaricales; Hemipholiotaceae
Source: the annotation of a GenBank genome assembly